Molecule: messenger RNA, 522 nt
Organism: Letharia columbiana
Lineage: Eukaryota; Fungi; Ascomycota; Lecanoromycetes; Lecanorales; Parmeliaceae
Exons: 1
Coding region: 1-522 (173 amino acids)
Source: RefSeq, a predicted model, not a curated record
AUGUCGCACCCAUAUCAGUGCCUUCUCCACUGCCAUCAAGCCGGUCAAGUUGAAUCCGGCAUCUUAGUUUUCGCAUCUGGACCCUAUAUUCAUACAUUGAGUGCACAGAAUGGAAGAUAUCUCUCUACAUGGCCAUCUCUUGAGAAUACAACGCAGACUCGAUCAACUGGCCAAAACAAUGGAAACGGAUUAGAAGUGGCGCAACUGAAGAGCUCACCUCAAGAUGAUUCUGAACGGCCCUCGAAGCGUCAAAAACUAUCUCCAGCAAGGGACGAGUCUUGCAGUUCCUCGGCGGAGAUCGUAGUAGCGAGAGACAGUGACAACGGAGAAUCGUCAAAUUCUCAGCAACCUUUGAAUCCACCAGUUAUCAAGCUGGCUGGUACCUCCGCCGGUCAACACGUGAUUGCCGUGACGGGCGAAGACAAAUGUAUCAGGGUAUUCGACCUGGCAGCAACUGGCAUUUUAACGCAGCUCAGUGAAAGGCAAGACAGUAAUAGAUGGUUACUUUGCGUUAUGUACUGA